AUGGCAUCAUCAGUUUCUAUAGAUCAUGGGCAGAUCCAAGAUACAAUAAUCAGUUAUCGAAUUGGAUACCUAACUGCUUGUCCCAUAAUGGGAAUAAUCUUAGGAGUAUGUUUUAGAAAAACAUAUUCAUUUCAUACAAACCAAGCUACAGCCAGAAAAUCGUUAACAAUCAAUUCCACAACUUCACCAUCAGAGCAUUCAUUAACCAAAACGAUUUCAAGAUCACCUUCUGAUGUUUCUUCAAUGAUUGAUACAGUUACCAUAAGCUCAUUAAAUUCGAAAGAGAUUAAAAAAAUCAAAUUUGAGAUUUGGAGAGUUAGAGCUGUUUGUUCUUUAACUGCUCUGGCAUUUCUUUUUUUAGCUAUUGAUAAUUUAUCAGCUAUCAAAAGUGGUAGACCUUCAAAGAGAACUCCUUGGAUUAUUGAACCUGCUGGUUACCUUAUCCCAGCUAUUUCUGGAUCAGUUCAAUUAAUAGUACAAACUUAUUUUGUUAAAUCUUUAUAUGGUAUAACAAAAUCAAGAUACUUGACAAUACCAAUAUGGACACUUUCAAUAAUAAGUUUUAUUGGAUCGUGUGGUCGUACAAUUACAAUUGCUAUAAGUAAUACAAAUAGUGCAGUAGAUGGAUUUAAACCUUCAAUUCAAACACAAGUUUUAGUUGCAGGUAUAAGUAGAGUAAUGUAUAUCCUUUGGUUAGGUGGUGCAGUUUUAGUUGAUAUUGGAUUAGCUGUUGGAUUAUCAUACAAUUUGAAAAAAUCAAGUUAUGGUGGAUUCAGAUCUACUCAAAGUUUAGUAACCAAAUUAGCAGAUGGAUUUCUGAUGACAUUUUCUUGUUCAGCAUUAAUUGUAGUCUUAACAGCCUUUAUUUUCUUUGUACCUGAUGUUGGUACUUCUUCUGGUAAACCACUUGGGAUUGGUUCAUUUAGUUUCAUGACUUUUUUACAUGUACCUACUUAUUAUCUAAGUUUCAUUUAUACUUUGACUCGUAGAAAAGAAAUUGGAAAAGAAUUACGCACUGAACAAACUUCUUGUAAAUUAGUUACUGUUCCUUAA
This is a messenger RNA of Melampsora larici-populina 98AG31, 1053 nucleotides long. RefSeq lists its product as uncharacterized. The transcript has 7 exons. Bases 1 to 1053 code for a protein of 350 amino acids. NCBI's taxonomy places the organism in Eukaryota, Fungi, Basidiomycota, Pucciniomycetes, Pucciniales, Melampsoraceae. The record is from RefSeq and is a predicted model, not a curated record.